Messenger RNA from Gigantopelta aegis, 2341 nucleotides. RefSeq names its product prolyl 4-hydroxylase subunit alpha-1-like. The transcript has 14 exons. NCBI's taxonomy places the organism in Eukaryota, Metazoa, Mollusca, Gastropoda, Neomphalida, Peltospiridae. Gene Ontology annotation, biological process: peptidyl-proline hydroxylation to 4-hydroxy-L-proline. The coding region runs from base 369 to 1826 and encodes 485 amino acids. The record is from RefSeq and is a predicted model, not a curated record. Gene Ontology annotation, cellular component: endoplasmic reticulum. Gene Ontology annotation, molecular function: L-ascorbic acid binding; procollagen-proline 4-dioxygenase activity; iron ion binding.
GCUUACACGUAUGUCCGCGGCAAUAAAAUGCGUCUCUCGGAUGAUAGGUGUUCAACGUCGCAUCACGGUGAUGAUGUAUUGUAAAGCCAGUGACUAAUUUGGGUGAAAUAAAUGGGAUGACAAUUCGGACGUGUUUUCUUUGAACGUGUGGAUAUGUGGAUUAUAUAAAUUCUUAUGUGUUUUGACGUGGAAUCCAUUACUUAUAGGUCUUAAAGCAGAUGCUAGCCUGCUAGUCUGAUUGCACCAGCGAUUCACUUGACAGAUACAGUCCAAACGCCGGUGAUUCAGAGACACUCACAGAGAGAUAGGAUACCUUCACUCGUCAGUCUACUGCCACCUGCACGACCGUGGUUCAGGUUUGGACAGUCAUGCGGCUCCUAGCGCCAUUCAUCACCUUUACUACUUGGGUAACGUGUUACUGUUCCGACAUCUACACAUCGACGGCUCAGAUACAGCUACUGGUGGACAGCGAGCGUGGACUAUUGACAUUUCUCAAGAACUCGUUCGAGCGGAAGGCCUCGCAUAGUGACAGAUAUCAAAGUCUUGUAGGGGAAGUGUCUCAGGAUUUGGCCACGAUGUCGACCGCACUGUCCGUGAACCACCCCCUUGACGCGUACAUCGGGAUCCGCCGGUUCGCUCGACACAGGAUCAAGUAUCUCAGUGCAGUUGAACCAAACGUCUUGCACAGCAUAUUUGCAUCCGUGGCUAAAUUCGGUGUUAUUUUCCCCGACAUACAAACUCUGCGAUAUGCACGUGCAGCUAUUAUUAGACUACAGAUGACGUACAACAUCUCGGCCUCAAGUUUGACGUCAUCUGCCUGGGGAAAUAUUACAACGGAAGACUGCAUUGCGUUCGCUGAUUGGUCGGUAUCUCAUGGUCUUCAUCAGUUGCACGCUGAUUGGCUGAGACUUGGACAGACGAUAAAUCCCAUACAAAGUGGGAAUUUGGUAGAUGGUAGCCAUGUGUCUGAAGACAGUACAGCAUGUUCGUAUCAUUCUUUUUCAGACUGUCAGCGAAAUGAAAUGAACACGCUUGAACUCAACCCGCCAGAUGAGGAAUUUGAACAGCUGUGCAGAAAAUACCAAGACCCACACCAAACGGCUAUACAGAGUUCUGUAUGUCAAUAUUCAACCACGAGGAUACCAUAUCGACGCUGGAAAACAGAAAUCUUGAGCAAAGAUCCACUGGUUGCAUUGUACUAUGAUGCUAUUUCCGAUACAGAAGCUGAACAUCUCAAACAGCUAUCAACUAGCUUGUUGGAACGAUCAGCAACAGGAAAUUCUCCAUUAUCUCACAAACAACACGAAGCCAGGACCAGUAAAGUAGCCUGGCUGUGGGACAACCACACGUCUAUUGUGGAACGUCUCAGUCGAAGGGUUUCCGAGAUCACGGGACUGCUAACCGACUUCAGAGACAACAGAACCCUUGCGGAACCCUUACAGGUACUCAACUAUGGUAUCGGCGGACAGUAUGUACCUCACUACGACUAUUUCGUGGACUCCGAACAACUCAAGUACUCAACAGGUUUUAUAAAGGAUAGCGGGGACAGAUUAGCGACAUUUAUGUUCUAUUUAGGCGACGUUGACGCAGGGGGAGCCACCGUAUUUCCUGUCUUGGGUAUCGGUGCUCAACCAAUCAAGUAUGCAGCUGUCUUUUGGUAUAACUACACGCCGGAUGGACAACCGGAUCCUCGGACGAAGCACGGAGGUUGUCCAGUUUUAUAUGGACAAAAAUGGGUGGCCAACAAGUGGAUACGUCAGAUAAGUGCAGCCAUUACCGAGUCGUGUCCGAGGAAGAAGCCAGUGCCGCCAUUGUAUAACACGUGACAUAACUGACGUCAUCUAUGAAAUACAUAAUUUUGUGACUUUUCUCGGUUCUACAACUCUAACCAUUUGAUGACAGUCACCACUUCUACAACACUGAUGUUCCUGAUCCAGUCAUCUCUGAUUCCAUUAUCGCAAAUAUCACAGGGCCAUAUCUAGCGAGCCAUAUCUAUUUGGGUACAGAUGCAGUUGCAUCUAAAUUGCCAAGGUUUCUGCUUUUAUUUAUGGCAUAGAAAUUUGUUUGCAGUAGUUAGGUGACUGAGCGAGGCAUUCCCCAGUUGCAGCCCUUUACAAUCGCUUUGAGUUCGAUGGUAUUACAUGAGUAAUUUAACACACUCCAUUAGGUACACCUAGACCGAGUUUUAUUCCAAUGAGCUAUGUCCUGUGUAAGUUUUUAUUUAGUAAACUAGUCUGGGACUGGCAGUCCUCUUUGUGGCGGUGUAAGAAGGAUGCAUUGUCCAGUAAAGGAUCUCAUCGGGAGUGACUGCCUUCUUAUGAACUAGGCACUAUAUAUAUAU